Messenger RNA from Danio rerio (zebrafish), 2267 nucleotides. NCBI's taxonomy places the organism in Eukaryota, Metazoa, Chordata, Actinopteri, Cypriniformes, Danionidae. The record is from RefSeq and is a predicted model, not a curated record.
AUGGGGUUUCCAGGGAGGUUUAUAGCCUGGGUGGGCUUAUUAUAUGAUUCAUUGAUCAGUAAGAUCCUAGUAAAUGGGCAUUUAUCCAAAGCUGUUAAUAUACUCAGCGGAGUCCGUCAGGGGUGUCCUUUAUCUCCCCUUUUGUAUGUGGCUUGUAUUGAGCCACUGGCACAGAUCUUGAGAAGGGACAAAUGGGUCAAAGGUUUUAACCUACCAGGGACUGGGGGACUGACAGCUACCUGUGUUUUAUAUAUGGACGACGUCACCCUUUUAACGACUGACCUUUUAACGGCCCGAAGAGCAAUGGAUCUGACCGACUGGUUCGGUCGGGCCUCAGGGGCAAAACUAAAUAGGAACAAGUCUGAAGCCCAGCUCUUCGGGCCGUGGGGCGACAUUAAUACAGGGGAACUGGACAUAGCUUUUAAACGCGACGAUCAUUUUAAAAUUUUAGGAGUAAAUUUUGACAGAGAGGGGGGAGGUCGGGGAAAUUGGAAAGAGAUAUUAGGGAAAGUCAGGCAAAGACUGGGGUUUUGGGGCUUGAGAGGGUUGACACUUGAGGGCAAAAUCUUGAUUUUUAAAGCUGUGAUUUUACCCUUAAUGUCACUUGUUUGUUCUGUUUUUAGCCCACCGAGACGGUUCUUACUGGAGUUGGAGAGGGCGGUCUUUUACUUCCUGUGGGGGUCCAAAUGGGAACGUAUCAAGAGAGAAGUUGUAAAGAAAAGACCGGAAAACGGUGGAAAAGGCCUCCCGGACCCCCACCUGUUCUUAGCGAGCCGUUUCACCGCCCUCCAUUUUAAAUAUGCUACGACCCCAUCCAGAGAGAACAAAACUGCAGCCAUGGCAAGGUUCUGGAUGGGGUCGUAUCUACGCACGUUAAAAGUUUUAACCCCUGACUUGACAACUCCAGUUUCUUUUAACCUCCCAAAAGAAUAUGAUUUUAUAAAGAAAUUUUUAAAGAAGUAUGUUUUAGAGACCAACGAUGUCACCAUUUUGACUAACCACAAGGCUCUCAUUUCUCUUGUUCAGGAUCGAGAGACGGUGAGUCGGGUGCCGGGCCUCACAUUAUGUGAGGCCCAACAAGUGUGGAGAAACGUGGCCCACCCAGCUCUCCAGAACGGACACAAGGACCUGUUGUGGAUGGUGGCACAUGAGAUCCUCCCGGUCAGGGCGGUUAUGCACUCCAGAGGCAUGGCCAAGAACCCCACCUGCCCACGGCCUGGGUGUGGAUGCCCAGAGACCGUGCGGCACCUGCUCUGGGAGUGCGGCGCUGCGCGGGACCUGUGGGCCAGGACCGGCCCCCUGUAUCAUCAGUACCUGCCGGCGGGGAGGGCCCAGAUGGACUACCACCUUUUCAUCCAUGGGGUGGGCCAGGGCGUAAAAGACAUGACAAAACAGGAUUUUACAGCGCUCUGGCUCACCCUGACCGCCAUCAAGGAUGCCAUCUGGGUCUCAAGAAACCUGCUGGUGGGGAAGCAGGUCACGGUACCCCUUCAAGGGACAAAGAGAAUGAUAGCAACCACGCUACAGGGGUACCGUACCUUAACAAGAGGCCAAGGGGGCCGGGGUCAAACGGAGGAGGUCCCGGCCGCCACCGUACCUGGCCGCCCGUAGAUGCACCCUCACCACUCUGGCUACGGGAACAGCGGGCCAGCAGGCCAGAGGAGGGGGAUCUCCGCUAUGCCCCUGAAACACAUGGACUGUGACCGGCCUGGAGAGUUGGUGUGAAUGGAUUUUAUUGUUAAGACUCACCCUCGAUCCGGGACAAAGAAAUGAUUUUAUUUCUUUGUAUUGCGUCUACGCUUUUACAUUGUUUUUACUGGACCGGUUUUAUUCGCUUUUAUCAACGCUGCGCCUGGACUCUCUCGCUUUUAACAUAACACACGCACACACAAAGACUCUUGACACAACAUACACUUUUAUUUCUUCCAAGAACCAAGUUUUUUUAAAGGGAAAUUUUAUGUUUAUUGUCUGUGUUUUAUUGUCUUUUAAAGUGUGCAAAAAUGUUUUAUCGUGUGUUUUGUUUUGCUUUAGUUCCAUUAAGUCCAGUGCUUAGUUAAAAUGGUGACUAGCCAACAAGUUUUAGGCCAGUUUUAUUGUUUUAUUGUUUAUGGUUUUAUUUUUUAUCCUUUAUUUUUAUUGAACAGCCUUGUUUUUUACCCCAUUGUAUGUUUUUGUUUUUAAAAAACGUGUCCUUUUUACAAACAUUAUUGUAUUUUAAGUUCGCACAAAACACCUACCCUUUUAAUUUAUCCUCUGUUUUACCCCUA